UUCAGCAUGGGCAAAGUAAAAUUUGGGAUAAAGAACUGUUUUCCAUUUUUCUGUUUUAGUCGGAAGAUAAUACAACUGGAAAAAAAAAUGUGCAUGGGAAACCAGUUAUUCAACAUUGAUGAUGAACGGUUGCGUGAUAUUCUAGUUGACGUGUGGGUGUGUCUGUAGCCUAUGAGAAAUCGGCUCGGCUUACUGACAUCAGAAGUGAAACAGACUUGAGACUUGAGAUCACGUGAUUUCCAGUAACCAGGUGUGGUUGGACUAUAAAAAGGACAUAUUUGUUUGUCUGCUAUCUGUCAUCAUUUGACAUCAAAGGUAAGGGUAUUUAUCUCUGGAUCUGGAUGUGACAUGAAGAAAUGGUCAGGCUGUGUAACUUUAGUUUUUAUCUACUUGCAGGCACCUUUUUCUUAAUUGUAGAGCGUAAGAUAGGUGCAUCAAUGGCAAAAUCUGCUAUGGUUUUAUCAUGAUGACCAUUUUGUUAGUAGGCUGUCUACUUUCAGCAACAUUAAGGUCAUUCCUUUACUCAAAUAGUAGGCUACGAUGAUUGACUUUCUAGGGAGCUUGCUUGAAUUACUAUUACUAUAUUACAGGUGUUUGAUUUAGGCUACUGGUGAUUUAACAUGGGGCCAGGUGAGAGUACUAGUCUUAUUCAGCUGCGUAGGGGCUUCAUGUGAAAUAUUAACACCAUCACUACAUGGCUGGAUUUUCCGAUAGUCGCCAUUUGUGAAUUUGCAGUUAGUGAAAGUUUUACGUGUUCGUUGAAGCAAAUUCAAUCAGGCUAUGUAGUCAGACGUUGGUGGAAUGGCCAACGAAGUUCAUGGGAUAAGAAUAUCAGAUAACUAGGUGUAACAUAGCAUUGAAUAGCCUAUCAUGUCAAAUUUACACAAAUUGAUGAUUUAAGCUUUAAUUAAGCCUACAUUUGCAUACAGAAAAAAAAAAUAUUUAAAAAUUUGGGGUAACGAACUGGUUUUAGUCUUAUUCAGAAGAUAGAACAAUUGAAAAAAAAAAGAAAAUUGUUGUUGGAUUCCAUUUAUUCAACAUUGGCAUGGGAUAUCAUAGGCUAUCCCAUCCCGAGUUCCGCCUAGAUGACAAGGAAGUGCUACCUGAUAUUUGUCGUGGGGUAGUUCUAUAGACUGUAGCCUAGGCCUAUAGUAAAAUACAAUACUGGACUCUGGAAAACCUUAACAUAUUUAAUCAAUUUGUGUCAAGUGUGAAUCAGAAAGGUGGUAAAUAAACUAAUACUGCUGGUUGCUACCCUUACAUCACGUCUAGACAAAAAAAAAAAAAAAACACCCGUAGGCCUACAGUGUAACUAGGAUCUCCAUGAACUAGAUCAGUUAAAUUUCCUAAUCACAAACGACUGUUUGAAAAGAAAAAAAAAACCUGAAUUUUUUUUUUAGCAUGGGCAAAGUAAAAUUUGGGAUAAAGAACUGUUUUCCAUUUUUCUGUUUUAGUCGGAAGAUCAUACAACUGGAAAAAAAAAUGUGCAUGGGAAACCAGUUAUUCAACAUUGAUGGUGAACGGUUGCGUGAUAUUCUAGUUGACGUGUGGGUGUGUCUGUAGCCUAUGAGAAAUCGGCUCGGCUUACUGACAUCAGAAGUAAGCUAGGUUUACUGACAUCAGAUGACAUCAGUCAUCCUCCUCCUACAGGUCCACCUUCCGCUUGAAGCCAUCACAAAUUAGAUUUGUAUCUUCCUUUCCAAAUCUCCGCGCUGAACAAAACUUGUGUAGGCUAUAUUAACGAUGUGCUAACCCCAUAUCGAGGCCAAAGGUUGUCUAUAGGAACUUUCUGUCUCUCCACCUGUAGGAAUUAACCUGUCUUUCCAUUUUCUAAAUCCUCUUCGAAUUACCCUCUCAAAAUAAUCUAGUGGUGACUUGAUGUAGCCUGGGGUACCGUAGAUUAGUAGUCGGAUAGCAUGCACUCCGCUGCGCAUCACACAUAACAAGAAUUGAUUUAUUAUUAAUAUAGAAUCCAAUCACCUUUAACUUCAGGGCCUUGAAGUGUCGAAUGUCAUUGAGGAUGAAGACAAUUCACUAGCUAUGGCUACAAAGCUGACCAGUCCUGACAGUAAAGAUGGGAGGAAUGAGGAGAGUGAGGCAUCAUCUCCAUACCCACAACCUGAAGAUCCAAUGCAGAUAUCAUCACUGCCCAAGGACAUGAAAGAAGAACACCGUUGGGAAACAGCUGAGGAUCCGUCCAAGAAAAAAGAAGAACCCAGAAGAACAAACAAUCAACAGGAAUUGAAAGAACUGUUUACCAGAUUGAACCUCCCAGGCAGAGAUAAUGACAAACUGUCAACUUCAGAUAUUCUUAAAAUAGACGUACGCUCAUGUCAGCCACAGGGUCCAAAGGUAGAGGGAGAAUUAGCACAGACUUUUCUUAAUCUGCUUUUUAUGACAAACUACAGGGCUAGGUACAUUCCCAUCAACGAAGAAAAUGGAUUGGCUCCAGAAAAUGUUAAAUGUAGACAAAAUGAAAAUAGGGAUGUCUUUGCUACUCUCUUUAACAAAAAAGAUAUGGUCAAUGAAGGGGUAAAAAAGCAAGCUCAGAUUCAUCCAAUGGAUGUUCAGAUGGCAGUGUUUCACUCUGCUGACCCAUUCCUCAGGCAGUCCCUACUGACAAAACUCUCAAUGUGUCAGUAUGCUCUGCCUCUGCUAGUGCCAAACCCUUUUACCUCAGAGAUUGAAUUCCCUCUGUGGGCGUUCCGUCAAGUCUGGAAAAGCUGGAAGUCAACUGAUGCUUCAGGCAUAGUGACCGUCCAUAAUGAGCCAAUGUAUGGAGCUGAAACGCCAAUGGUUUCUGUUUUCAGGCUUGGACCUGUGUCAACAUCCAAGUCUCAGCUCAUAAACUCUCUCAUCAAUGAACGACACAGCACAUUCUUCCACAGGCACUGCCCAGGCAGUAGCAGAACCCGCCUGCUGAUGGACGGUGUAGUGGAGAUUGCCUGGUACUGUCCGUCUGGUAAGGACACUGAUCACUUUCCUGAAUGCGUUGCCAUCUGUAAUCUCCAUGGUGAUGGAGAGGCCUGUAGGAUGCAACAAACUGUUUUAUCAGAAAUGGCCUCAGUUAAUGUGGCUUUCUUACCCAGCCUUAGUAAGACCGGCACAAGCAUGGCAAUUGUGGAAGAGCUCUUCAGCUCCCCUACGCCUCUGAUUUGUCUUCUCACUGAGGAUGACUCCCUCCUAGAGGAAGUUGGCGAAGGAAAAUUCAAAAUGGGAUUAAGAGACAGGAAUCAGUCAGAUAUAGUUCGAGAAUUGAAAAAGGCAAUCAAUGAGGGUUUGUCUCUGAGAAGGCAUGACAAUCUUGAAAAUCCUAGGCUUGAAAAUCUGACAAAGCAGUCUGGAAUCAAAGUGGAUGAGGAUGAUGGAGAUUGCAGAAUGGGUAAAGAAGUUGCACUGCAGAUAACGGAUUUGCUGGAGGGAAACUCAGAAGUCAAGGAAACUUUUCUGCCGUGCCAAGGAAAACUGUGGCAUGAGUGGUGCCAGAAAAACAAAGACCUUUUUCGCCCACGUGGAAACCUGGAGGAACAAAAGAGUCGGAUAAAACAGGAAAUGGGAUUAAUAAGAUCCAGGCAACAAAAGGCUGGCUGCAGCGACCUCAUGAAGUUGUUUUUGGGCGCUUUGGACUCACUCCCAUCCCUCAGUAGAACGUAUUUUUUGAAAUGGACCAGCAUCCUCAUAGACAGCUCCACAUCUGAUGAACUAGUGGCACUCCAUCAUAAAUAUAAUGAAAAAUGGUCCAAAGUUUUGGUUCUCAAGAAGAAACACGACAAAUCUCACCAGCUGAUGAAACAACAUACAGAGCUGGAGAACAUAUCUGACCAAUUGAAUGCAGCAACCUUUGGCCUGGAACACAUCCUGCGAGAGAUGGGGCAGAUAUAUGAAGCUGAUGUAUCAGUGAGUGGUGGAGGAGAUCAGUCAAAGCUCCCGGCAAUGGCAGCUGAACUCAUGAUAUCAGGGUACCCACUGGAGCUGAUGGAUGGGGAUGCUGGUCAUGUUCCAUUGAUUUGGAUAAGUGCUGUGUUGGAUGAAGUCAUAAACAAAAUUGGAAACAAGAGAAUCUUUGUCUUGUCCAUUCUGGGCAUUCAGAGCACUGGAAAAUCCACAAUGCUGAAUGCGAUGUUUGGACUACAGUUUGCUGUAAGUGCUGGGCGGUGUACCAGAGGGGCAUUCAUGCAGCUAGUUAGUGUGACCGGGGAUAUCAAGGCAAAGUUUGACUACAUUCUUGUCGUUGACACUGAAGGACUCAGAGCCCUAGAGCUUGCUGGGAAGGCAACUAUCCACCAUGACAAUGAAUUGGCCACAUUUGUCAUAGGCCUAGGACACAUGACCCUGAUCAAUAUAUUUGGGGAGAAUCCUGCUGAAAUGCAAGACAUCAUUCAAAUUGCUGUGCAGGCUUUCCUACGGAUGAAAAAAGUGAAACUGUCUCCCAGUUGUGUAUUUGUACAUCAGAAUGUUGGGGACAUCACUGCAGGAGAAAAAAACAUGGAGGGAAAGAGACGUCUGCAAGACAAACUAGAUGAGAUGACCAAGUUAGCAGCCAAAGAGGAGGACUGUGAUGCAAAGUGUUUUAGUGACGUUAUUGCUUUUGACAUACAGAAAGAUGUGAAGUAUUUUGCUCAACUCUGGGAGGGCAGUCCACCCAUGGCCCCUCCAAAUCCAUGCUACAGUGAAAAUGUUCAAGAUCUGAAGAAAACUAUUCUCAGCAAAGCCUCAAAAUCAAAAGGUAUGAAGCUCUCUGAAUUUAAGACAAGCAUCUCUGAUCUGUGGAAUGCCUUGUUGAAUGAGAACUUCGUUUUCAGUUUCAAAAACACAUUGGAGAUUGCCAUGUACAGAAAGUUGGAGACAGAAUAUGGCAAUUGGACCUGGAGCCUCAGAAAAGCAAUGCUACACAUUGAAAACAAACUGCACAACAGAAUUGAGAAUGGCAUCCUAAACACUACAGAGGAACAAUUCCUUUUGGCAGAGAUGAAGCCCACAUAUAAGGAGGUUGAGAAAACAAUGGCACAAUAUUUUGAUGAACAUACAGACAAGGAAAUGCUGGUACAGUGGAGAGGAAGGUUUGAAUCCAAAAUAUGUGAUGUUCACAGUGACCUUGUGAAAGAGACACAAAAAAAGUUGAAUGACCUCAUUCAUCAAAAGACGACUUGUAAAAAGGUGGAUGAAAGGAAGGCAGAGUACCAAGAUACUCUCUUCAAAAAGAGCAAAGAUCUUGCUUUGAGUCUUAAACAGCUGGACAAAAGUGAAGAAGCUCUUAAGAAAGAAUUUGAUGAAAUGUGGGAAGGCUGGCUGCUGGAAUUGAAAUCAGAAGUACCUCGUGUGAAAGACUGCAACAUUUGGGAGGAUGUUAUGAGUAUGCUGAGUGAGGGCUUUGAGAAUUUUUUUUUGAAUGAUCAGUGGAGACAGGCUGACUUUAAAAACAUUACCUGUAAGGGUGACUAUUCUGGGUAUGUAAUGCCUGUAGAGCCUGAAUGUCAAGAGUCAGAACAAGCAAACAAGGGAAAAAAGUACAAUGCUUUCGUAACGUUUGUUGGAAAUACUUGGCAAAAUCUGUCAGGUUUGUUCAAGACACAUGAGACACAUGGUUUGACAGAUGAGCAGCAAGAAUCUAUAAAAGAUCUAACUCGAAACAUCCAUGGGGAAGCAAAAAGAAUAAUUGAAAAAUACUCAGAUCUGACAAUGGGCUACAAUAAGUCUUACAUUCAAGAGAUAGCAGCUUCAGUCACAGACAGUGUGCGUGAGUAUGAGCAGAGCUUGAUGCGGGGAGGUUUUACCUUCAAAAAGAUGUUCACAGUAGAUCUUUUACUGUUUGUGUGCGAUGUUGCAAGCAAAACAUUUUCUGAACUUCAUACAAAAUUCCAAAAAGCGAAUGAUGUCUUCAUCUACCUGGAGGGUCAGAGAGGUCAGUACUACAAGGUCUUUAUGGGUUUUUGUCAAGGGGCAAAAUCACAUGCAGUGCUUGGAGACUUCAUAUGCAGCAAACUGGAGCUGUCCAUCAAGCAGGCUAUGUAUGACCAAACGGCUAUUGAUUUAGCAGCUGAAAUGCAGUCUAAUUUUCCUGCAUUCAAUGGGAAUAGGCUGAACCUGGAAAGACACAUUCUCCUCUCUUUAGCAGAGGAGGAGAAUUUUGGCAAGUUCAUGCAAUACAUUGACAAUCCAAAGGAACACUUCAAGAGUUUCAUAACAGAGCAGGUUGAGAAGUAUAUGGUGACGGCAGAAAGUCCCAAACUUCUUUCAAAAAUUCAAGGAAACCUAAAACACAAGACCGAAUGUGCAAGAGAUGCAGCACAAUCAGCAACAGAGGAAGUCAAGAAAAAUUGUGGGGAUGCCAACAUGUGGCUGAAGCUUUUUUCUGAAGAACUAAAAGACGAGCUGAAAUUUGCCGAAAAGUCUUAUGUUGAUGCCUCUGAGAUCACUGAUUUUAAUUUUCUUGAAGAGGUGAUUUGUAACACACUAGACAUAAUAGUGCACCGACUCAAUGAAAGUUUCAGCCAACUGUCUCUCCUUAAAACUGAACAGUUUCGGAGAAGACCCGAUGAAAUUUUGAAUCAACAUUUCAGUAAGUGUUGCUGGGCCCAAUGUCCUUUCUGUAAAGCAAUCUGUACCAACACCCUGGAAGAUCAUCCCAAUGAUCACAGUGUCCCUUUCCAUCGCACAAAUGGAUUAGAUGGAUGGCAUUUCAGUGGUACAAGAACCCUAUGUGUAGAUUUCUGCACAACUGGUAUAGCAAGUGAUGAUAGUUUUUGUCCAUCUUCUGACAUUGAUGUGAAAUUUCCUCUGAAAGAAUAUAGAAAGGCUGGGCCAGAAUAUGCCAACUGGUCCAUCACUCCUGACCACUCUGAACUACCUUAUUGGAAGUGGUUCAUGUGUCGAUUUAAAGAUGACUUGGAAAAAUACUACAACAAAAGAUUCCAAGGACCUGGAAAAAUUCCUAAGGAGUGGAGGAAGUACACGAAAGAGCAAGCCAAGAAGAGCUUAGAUGUAUACAUGUUAUAAAAUUAUUCAAUUACAAAAUUAUUAAAUACCUUUCUCCAACUACCUUCAAACAAACAAAAGAGAGUUUCCAUGAGAGUUGGCUUACUUUUGAAAUCCAGUGGAUCUCCACAGAACUUGGUAAAUAUGCUAUUAAUAUUAAUGGUAUAACUGCUAGAUAAAUAAAUGAUAAAAAAGAUUUUACAAAAAAUGGAAUGACCUUCAAUCCGUGUUACAGUUGGAAGCAUUUUCUCUACAACACCAGGUUCAAAAGUGAGGAUUUCUUAAAAGAGUAUUUCACAUGUUUUAUCUAGAUAUGAUCCAUUUUCCAUUUAUAUCUUUACUAUGCUGUUUAUAGUAACUUUAUUAGAUUAUACUAUAUUUGUAAAUUUAAGCUGUAUUUUCUUUUAUCAAUUCUUUAUUUCUGGCUUUUAUUUAGUCUAAACAUUUGUAUUGCACGUUUAAUCAUUACUUCUGUAUGCAGGGUAGUUGAAUGAGACCUUGGUUUUCAGUGAGGUUCCCUUUGUAAAUAAAGCAAUGUAUUUCUAAUUGAUAUGAUUCUCAGCUACAUAUCUCAAAUGCUCAUUCAUUGAGCUGUUGAGGCUGUGAUGCAACAAUGAUCCUGAGAUUAUUAACCAUCUUAAAUAAUUAUCUGCCUAGUCUUUUUUCUCGAGUCAUUUCUCUAAUGCAACUUAAAUAAAAUGUGAAUAUGACUUA
This is a messenger RNA of Clupea harengus (Atlantic herring), 7689 nucleotides long. NCBI's taxonomy places the organism in Eukaryota, Metazoa, Chordata, Actinopteri, Clupeiformes, Clupeidae. The record is from RefSeq and is a predicted model, not a curated record.